GCGGCCUUCCAGAACAAGGAGAAGCCUCAGGAGGUCCGCCUUUCUAACAUCACCGCCGCAAAGGCCGUCGCCGAUGCGAUCAGAACAUCAUUAGGUCCCAAGGGUAUGGACAAGAUGAUUCAGACUGGAAAGGGUGAGGUUGUUAUCACCAACGACGGUGCAACUAUCUUGAAGCACAUGGCUGUUAUGCACCCUGCCGCAAGAAUGCUCGUCGACCUUUCCGCUGCACAGGAUGUCGAGGCUGGUGACGGUACCACUUCCGUCGUCGUCAUCUGCGGAGCUCUUCUCGGUGCGGCUGAGAAGCUCCUCGCCAAGGGUAUCCACCCAACAAUCAUCGCCGAGUCCUUCCAGCGCGCUUCCGCCAAGGCCGUCGAGCACAUUACAUCCAUUUCUACUCCUAUAACUCUUACCGACCGCGAAUCACUACUCCGUGCAGCCUCGACGUCCUUGAACUCGAAGAUCGUGUCGCAGUACUCUACCUUGUUGGGACCCAUGGCCGUCGACGCCGUUCUCAAAGUCAUUGACCCUACCACUGCGGAGAAUGUGGAUUUGAGGGAUAUCAGAACCGUACAAAAGGUAGGAGGAACGAUUGAUGAUACGGAGUUGGUGGAUGGUGUCGUGCUUACCCAGAAUGUCGUCAAGUCCGCUGGCGGACCAUCAAGAAUGGAGAAGGCGAAGAUCGGAUUAAUUCAGUUCCAGCUGUCACCACCAAAGCCCGAUAUGGAGAACCAGAUUGUGGUGAAUGACUACCGUCAGAUGGACAAGAUUUUGAAGGAGGAGCGUCAGUACCUUCUUAACAUGUGCAAGAAGAUCAAGAAGUCGGGAUGUAACGUCGUCCUGGUCCAGAAGUCUAUUCUCAGAGAUGCUGUCAAUGACCUUUCUCUUCACUUCCUCGCCAAGCUCAAGAUCUUGGUCGUCAAGGACAUCGAGCGCGACGAGAUCGAGUUCAUCUGCAAGUCUACCGGCUGCAAGCCUAUCGCCGACGUUGAGUCCUUCACCGAGGACAAGCUUGGUCAGGCCGAGUUGAUCGACGAGGUCGAGACCGCUGGUACCAGAGUAGUCAAGAUCACCGGUGUCAAGAACUCCGGCAAGACCGUCUCUGUCCUCUGCCGUGGAGCCAACAACCUCGUUCUCGAGGAGGCUGAGCGUUCAUUGCACGAUGCGUUGUGCGUCAUUCGCUGUCUCGUCAAGCGGAAGGCUCUCAUCUGCGGUGGUGGUGCACCCGAAAUCGAGGCAUCCCAGGCUCUUAUGCGAUGGGCUCGUGAGCUCGCCGGUACCGAACAAUACUGUGUCCAGGCAUUUGCUGAGGCUCUUGAAGUCAUCCCUACCACUCUCGCCGAGAAUGCUGGUCUCAACUCCAUCCGCGUCGUCACCGAGCUCCGUAACCGUCACGAGAAGGGCGAGAAGACGGCUGGUAUCAACGUCAGGAAGGGCAAUAUCUCGAACAUCUUGGAGGAGAACGUCGUGCAGCCGUUGUUGGUCUCUGUAUCGGCGUUGCAGUUGGCGGCUGAGACGGUGAAGAUGAUUUUGAAGAUUGAUGAUUUGGUUAUGUCGCGAUAAAUGCGACAAGAG
Molecule: messenger RNA, 1572 nt
Organism: Saitoella complicata NRRL Y-17804
Lineage: Eukaryota; Fungi; Ascomycota; Saitoellomycetes; Saitoellales; Saitoellaceae
Product: T-complex protein 1
Exons: 2
Coding region: 106-1560 (484 amino acids)
Biological process (GO): protein folding
Cellular component (GO): chaperonin-containing T-complex
Molecular function (GO): ATP hydrolysis activity; ATP binding; ATP-dependent protein folding chaperone
Source: RefSeq, a predicted model, not a curated record